ACUUCAGUUUCAUGGUACAACAUUGAACACACAUUAGCUUUUUUCUUAGAGAGUUUCACUAGACUGGUGGUUAGAGUAAAAGUGUUCUAUGGUGGUUAGUUUAUAGUUACUAGUUACUACCAUUUAUUUUCUAAGCCAAGCUAGAUGUUUUUGUGCCUAAUGUGAAUUUCUGUUAAACGUUGUUGUGUUAGUACAAAUUAUUCUAUAGGUUCAUAUUCAUAACGAGCUGUAUCGUAAUCGAACGUUCAAUUCGUCGAUUAUUCGAUUUUGAAGAAGAAGUUGCAAGGAAUUUGAUUUUAUAUAAGUAUACAAUAUCUUCUGGAAUCGUUUUGCAGGCUUUAAUAUGCUUUCUGAUGAAUCUAGCAGUGAUUCAGAAACAGGCAGGUUUAAAUGCCAGUCAAAUACAUCUGAUGAAAAGAAAUCAUCAAGAACCAAUACCUCAAAUUUGAACCGCAAUAGGAAUUCUGCUGAAAAAUUUGAUAGAAGAAGUAAUAGAGACAGAUUUGAAAGGUACCCUCGAGACAGAAACAGGCACAAUAGGUACUCUCCUGUUAGAAGUAGACAUCAUAGAGAUGGAAGUAGAGAAAGGAGGUCACGUGAUAGGCACAGACAUAGAGAUAGCCGUGAACAAUCAAAGCGUAGAGGUCAUAGUGCAAGUAGAGAAAGAAAAAGAAAGUCAAGAUCCAGAUCUUACAAGUCACCUUUACAUAGAAAUAUCAAAACUGAAAUAAUUUCAAAGGAUAGAGAAUCUGAUAAAAACAGUAAAAAUGUGACAGAAGAGAUAUCAUUGUCUCCAUCAUCAGUAGUUAAGAGAUCAGAAGUUCACAAACCAGUCCAAGAAGAAGUAAAAAAAAGUCAAAGUCCAGUGCCUUUACAUGAUAAUAUUGAAAGUGAAGAAGAAAUACAACCAGGUUCUUAUUACAGCAUGGUACCAACUGUAGUUAAGGAGAAAUCUGAGGAAUCAAGUGAAAUUGAUUCAUCUGAUGAUGAGAAGCUGAGGGCUAAAUUGCUUAGCAUAGAAAGAGAAUUGAACAAAAAUAAGAAGAGGAAACAUAAAAAGAAACACAAAAGAAAGACUUCUAAAUCAAGAAAGGAGAAGGCUGAAACUCCUGCAAAUAUUGAGGUGAGCAGUACAACAGAUAUACUGGAAGUUAGCAUAGAGAGUAACCCACAAUCAGAAGAAGUAUCAUCAACUCAGAAAAAUUCUCAAGCAGAUAAAAGUGAUGGAGAGAUUUUGAGUGACAAUUCCACUGAUAUAGAUCCGAAUGACUUAAGACAUAAAUUGAAAAGAUCAAAAGAAAAAAGUCAACCUUUACUUGAUGUUUGUGGUCCUGCCUUGCCUCCUCAUCUACAAACUCACUUUAGAAAAAGUAAUUCUCCAGAUGUGGAAGUUGUUGAGACCCCAUGUAGUAAUGAGGCUAAAAAUAUAGGCCCAUCAAUCCCAGAUGAUCUGCGUAAAGUAUUAGCUGCAAAAAGUCAAGAAAUACUUGUAAAUGAAAGCUCUGAAGAUGAUGGUAUUGGUCCUGUGCCUGUUGGAGCUGAAGAAAAGCUGUCGGAAGCACAUGAGCGCUUGGAAGAGAGAGCUUAUGAAUUGAAAAUUAAAAGCUUGGAAGGUCAAAAUUUGAAAGAUAAAGAUGUCAAAUCUAGGGAGGAAUGGAUGCUUGAAUUGCCUGAAGGAAAAACAAAGUUUUUGGGACUUGAGGCUCGAAGUUUUAGAGCCAAAGAAGGGCCCGAUAUGUCAGACAGAUCCAGUUGGACUGACACGCCAGAAGAGAAGGCACGUAAGGCAGCAGGUGUUGCCAAAGAAGAAGAUGCAGCCGAAGCCCUGAUACGAGAGGCCAAGGAACGACAGAUAUCCAGCAGGGAUAAGGAGCAGGAGGAAGCUGUGAGGAAGCAUAAGAAGAAACAUAGAAGAGACGAGAGUCUGCUCGACUUGCAUCAAAAGAAAUUGAAGAAGAAAAAGAAGAAGGAGUCCGAAGACAAAAAGGAACGCAGACCAUUCAGUCGCGACGUAGACCUGCAGGUGAAUCGUUUUGACGAAGCACAAAAGAAGUCCAUUAUUAAGAAAGCUCAAGGACUGAAUUCGAGGUUCUCCGCCGGCGAAGCGAAAUAUUUAUAACGGAAACAUCAGCAGGAAGACAAAUAUCUCCAUGGCGAACGAUCCAGCGCUGUCCUCAUCCAUACUCGGCGAUUUUGACCAGAUAAUCGGUCCAUCUUAUGGGAGGCCUACCAAAAUUGCGGCCAUCUGUCCGUCGAGCUAUGUGCCCUGCCCACUGCCACUUCAGGUUUCACAAUCGUCUGGGCUAUGUUAGUGACUUUGGUUCUCCUACAGAUCUCCUCAUUUCUGAUUCGAUCACGCAGGAAAGCUCCGAGCAUAGCCCUGUCCAUAUAACGGAAUAAAUGCUAAAUUAUUAUCUAAUAAUACGUUUUAUAACUGAGGGUUACCAUAAUACCCAGUGUUCUGUAUUACCAUUAAGUUGCAUUAAUUCUUAAAACUCAAAGCUGAAGCAUUCUCCCAACUUAAAGGCCGGGAAUGCAUAUUAACCCUGGUGUUCCAGAUGUCCAUGGGCGGCAAGGGCGUGCAUAUCAUAUAGGCAAUUAGGCAGUGCCUACCUCGUUACGAACCUAAAUAAACAAAUUUUAAAAUGAACGCUGCGGGACUCGAACCCGCGACCCCUCUCUCUCUCGCGUUCCGUGCGAGCGCUCUUUGCACUGAGCCAACCGUCCGAGUGACGUAUCGUUGAUACAUCUUGUAUAUCAUGUUCAACUCUCAAAAUAAACUCCAUGCUAAUAAGAGAUGUCUUAAUAAUUAAGGGUACACCGAGCUUCUAAUGAAUCUAGGUAUUCCCUUCUGAUAAUUUAAAACAUAUACAUACAUACAGCCUACCUCGCUAUGAACCUACUCUAUAUAUAUAAAAAUGAAUUGCUGUUCAUUAGUCUCGCUAAAACUCGAGAACGGCUGGACCGAUUUGGUCAAUUUACGUCUUGAAUUAUUUUUGGAAUUCCAGGGAAGGUUUAAAAGGUGAAUAAAUAGGAAAAUUCUGCUAAAUUAAAUAAAAACAACAAAUUGGUUUUUCCUUUGAUGUGUCCAUACAUAAUUUCUAUGAGAGAAUUUAUUGACGCACGGUUUGACAGUGAAACAAUUUCAUUACCACAGCAGGGUGCAUAUUUUACGAAGUAGUUUUUGAUUUUAUGAUAUGUUAUUGACAAAUUCAUAUAAAAACAUUAUUUUAUUUAUUAUAUGCAGAACAACGUCUGUCGGGUCAGCUAGUAAGUAAAUAAAAAUAAAUAAGUUAAUUUACUACCUACGAUAGGCAGUCUACAGAUUGCAUAUACGAUGCAAGCAGCGUUUCAAACAACUUAUGUCUUGCCGAAGCGCAAAUACGACUAGUUAGAUCUACAGUACCUACCUUUCUACAAAACCAAUACACGCCUCAUGGGCGGUAGCUUCACCACUCCCAUCCCGUGAACCUCUUUAUAUAAGAGGGGGCAAACGGGCGUUUGCCCUCUUAUAUAAAAAAUAAACCUUUUUGGUUCUUUAAAUCCUUUUUCAAAUUUGUACAAAUGUUUAAGAAAUAACUGCCACUUUUGUUUAAUAAUAAUAAGUGCAUAAGUACUAUCGGCAAAAUUGAACCGUGACCCACUUUAAUGUCACUAUCCUACAGCCAUAAUAAAUAAUAAGGUCGAAAUUCGCGUGAACAUAUAUAUCCUAAGUAACUGUUUUCAUUUUAUUAGACAUUGACAGUCAACCUAUUAUUCUCAUAAAAUCUUUUUCAUGCAAAUAUAAACCUGUUUUUAUGUUUUUAUGGAAAUUAUCAACAAAGUAGGCCAUGAAUCAAUUUCGUCGAUGGUACUUCUUUUCUUCUUUUUCUUUAUUGAUUUAGGAGCUUUUAUACGUAUGUACAUGUCAGCCCCAUUAUAAUCUAAGUACAUUAAAAAGACAAAAGAAAAACAAAAUUCUUAACUUAACAAACUAAAUAAAAAUGUUAAUAAAACGAAAAGCUAGUUAUAUCUAUAGUGUUCAACAAAUAAGACUUAUGGAUUCAAACAGACUUACGGCAUCCUUAGAUGCAGGGCGGGCAAGUAUAUUUACAAUAAUGCCCGUUUCAAAUCUGUUCAAGUCCAUAAGUCUUACAAUUUUGUCUCUACUAGACUGAAAUCGGACACAUUCCUUUAAUCGAUGGUACUUAAAAUAAGAUUUAACAGUGACAGGCUUCAUUGCACACAUUCCGGUUAUUUCCGGUUAUGUCCGGCGCCAUUUUUUGCCGUGAAACAGUAUUGUUUAAGCAUUAUUGACGUUAAAUAAACAACUAUAAUCACAAUCGCCUAUUAAAAGGUUGUUAAGAAUGUCCUAGCGGCGUUGUAUAUAUACUGACACAAUAAUAAUACUGACACACUUUUUAAACAAAUUAUCUUGCCCCAAGUUAAGCAUAUAUAGCCUGUGUUAUGGGUUACAAGACAAUGAUAUAUUUAAUACAAUAUACUUACUUAAACAUACAUAAAUUCAUAUAAACAUACAUAAAUACAUUUAAACAUCCAUGACUCGGAAACAAACAUCCAUAUUCAUCAUAUAAAUGCUUGCACCUACCGGGAUUCGAACCCGGGACCUCUAGCUUAGUAGGUAGGAUCGCUAACCAUUCGGCUAUACAGGUCGUCAUAUAUAUAUAUAUAUACAUUAACUUAUGCAGAUAACAAUAAAACAUUCAUUCAAAUUAACAUCUUAUUUCGUUGCAAUAAUGUUCAAAGUCUAUUUUAUACGCUCAUAAGAAGCUCGGACGCGAACACGCCUUUAUGCCGUGAAACAGUAAUGUGUAAGCAUUAUUGUUUCUAUCUGUAGGGUGCCGUAGCUAGUGAAAUUACUAGGCAAAUGAGAAUUAAUUCUUAUAUCUCAAGGUGACUUUAUUGGUGAUUACUUAGGGUAUGUUCCGAUAUGCACUGCGACCACUGUACAGUGUGACGUCAAUUUAGUUUACUGUGAAGCCGUUCAUUUAUAGCCAGUAUACUGGUUACUAUAUAAAACGGAACGCAAUCCCGUAUACUGUCAGCCGCAAUUUUUGAUGCAGCAUUCAAAUGAGUUUAUUAUUUAAAGAUUUCUAGUUCAUUAAAAAAAACUGUUGUCGGAGUACUGUCAAAUUAAAAAUAUUUGUGAUUAAACUGUAGAUAUUGUUUAUAAAACGUUAGGCACUCGAGUGGUUUUGACUGAUCACGUGAUCAAAGUACUGCGAUUACCUUACCUCGAAAACGCCAGUACUCACAGUAGAAUAUGGCGGUUAUGACGUCAUAUAUUUCCCUAGGGUACUGCGGCAGUAUACUGACAGUCCAUAACGGAACGAAUUUUUCUACAGUUAUAGCACUGUGCAGUGCUCGCAGUGCAUAUCGGAACAUACCCUUAGUAUUAGGUGAACAUAUAUCUUGUCUCGUCACUUUUUUUCUCAUACAAAAACAGUUUGUUUUUUAGUGAUAUCCCUCACUUCUGCAAUAAAAUAUACAAAUUUAUAAUGUUUCAAUUUGAAAGAUUUGAUUUGGACGUCUCAAGUCAAUUUCCUAAUAUGUAAAUUUUGGGGUUGAGCACAGUAUCAACUAUAAAGUAGAUCUUGUAGAUGGAGCCACAACCUGAGAGUUGGACUAGACAUCCCAAGAUUUACGGUUGAUGCGUCACUCGGAAAGUUGGCCCAGUUGGUGAAAGCGCUCGGACGGAACCCUAGAGGUGCUGGUUCGACACCCGUAUCGUCCAUAAAAUUUGUACAUAAAAAAACAGUAUUGCAAUAAAGCAUAAUGCGUGUUACAAACAGAACCGUACAAUCGUUUGUAAAACAUCAAAAUACUUAUUCUUAUAUACCGUUGAUAUCGUUAUAGUUUUAAACUAGCAAUUAUUUUAUUCAACUAUAGUUCAAUGAAAUGUAUAUAUAAAUUAUUAAAACUUUCGCGAGACAUUAUUCAAUUUAUUUAUUGAAAAUCGGCUUUAAUCACAGUUCAUCGGUGUGGGUGCCGGUUAGUUCCUGACUAUUCGGAGGUCCUGCAUCCGUCUCAUACUGCAGAUGUGCGCUCGUAGUAUGCGACUUUUUGAAAAUAAGGGACGAUACGAGCAGGACGUACAGCUAAUGGUAAUGGAUACGCCCUGCCCAUUACAAUGCAGUGCUGCUCAGGAUUCUUGAAAAACCCCAAAAAUUCUGAGUGGCACUACAAUUACUGCGCUCGUCACCUUGAGACAUAAGAUGUUAGGUCUCAUUUGCCCAGUAAUUUCACUAGCUACGGCGCCCUUCAGGCCGAAACACAGUAAUUCUAACACAUUACUGCUUCACAGCAGAAAUAGGCGCCGUUGUGGUACCCAUAAUCUAGCCGGCAUCCUGUGCAAAGGAGCCUCCCACUGGUUGACAGAGCGGGGUGCGCCGGCAGUGGUGACCCGCACGUUAGCACUGAAAAUUUGUGUCACCGUGUUCAAGGAUGCACAAAAUAUACUCACAAUGUCUACUAUGUGUAUAUACUUAAUCAUCUGCACUACUGGCACAAUACAAGUACCCUAGAACAGUAGUGUAACUCAGCGGUCUCCAUGAAAUUUAUACCUACGCUACGUCUGGUCGGAGCACUAAAGUUGGUACAUACUAAAAGAUUGUACUCUAAGAGCACUAGAGUUGGUACAUACUAAAAGAUUGUCGGCGCGGCCCGGCUACUAGUGGGAGACUCCUUUGCACCGGAUGCCGGCUAGAUUAUGGGUACCAAAACGGCGCCUAUUUCUACCGUGAAGCAGUAAUGUGUAUAUUCAAAUUCAAAUAUUUUUAUUCAAAACAGGAUUUAUAAUCACUUAUUGAACGUCAAAAUCUACCACCCAUUCAAAAGAGACUGCCUCAGACCUGAGAAGAAUGGGCGCAAGAAACUCAGCGGGUUUUUUUUUAUAUAAAAUAUGGAUUACAAUGUAAUAUCGUACAAUAAACAUUCACAAUUAAAGAGCCUGAGGGUGUUCGCUUUAAUCCCAGUCCGUGGUGUCAUUAAGAAAAUCGUUUAUGCUAUAAUAACCUUUCCCACACAAACGUUUUUUAACAAUUCUUUUAAACUUCGUAACACAUUUGUUUUGUACAUUUUCUGGGAUCAUAUUGUAGAAACAUAUACACCGCCCAACAAAAGACUUACUAACUCGACCCAACCGAGUAGUAGGCAUAACAAGUUUAUGUUUGUUCCUCGUGUUAACAUUAUGAAUGUCACGUACAUUACUGUGUUUCGGUCUAAAGGGCACCGUAGCUGGUGAAAUUACUGGGCAAAUGAGACUUAACAUCUUAUGUCUCAAGGUGACGAGCGCAAUUGUAGUGCCGGUCGGUUGUCUUUGUUUAACAACACGGGUUUCCAAGUAGGUGGCAGAGACCAACCCUUGUCUCUAUUAAAAUUAGUCAGUAGAAGGUAGUGGAACAACGCUGAUGAACCGUGUUUAAAACCAAUUGAAAUAAAAUGAAAUGUUAUAAUUUCUCAAGUAUUUCGAAUAUAUAUAUUAUAUUAUCAGGCAUAUCUACCAAGUUUCUUUAUCUGACCAUUGUCACUACAGAAUUACAUGACAGGGAGAAGUAAUUUUAAACUUGGAGUAAGUUUACAUGGGGUUUAUUAAUUAAAAAGAUAGUGAGUGUUUAAAAAAAAAUCAUUAAAUCUUGACACCUGAGGAUGUAGGUUUGUGGACAUUUCUGUGUUAGUGAGAAUUUGAGGAAGUUCAAAGUCAGACAUGUAGAAGGGGUCGGUAAUUUAAAUGCACUUAAAAUUGAAAUAUCUGUAUUUUACAGUUUCAACUAUUGAUUAUUAUUAUAAUAACUGACUCAAUACAAUUUGGGCACCGUUGCCCCUUAGAAUUCACAAUAAGUAAUGCCCGAACUUAGCGCUCUGGCUUAUAUAGGGCACGACCGUCUGUCGUAAUGAUGGUACCAACUGUUAUUUGGCACUUGCCAAUGCUUUAAGUUAGCAGACUAUUAUGAAUAAAGGGGAUUACUUUUUGCUAAUGUAAAUGAAAUACUUAAAAUAAUGUGAUUUUGUUAUAUUUUUAUCUUUUAAAACAUAAAUUGGUGAAAAUAUUGCGAAAAGCUUUCUUAUUGGUGUUGUAUUAUAUUAUAGAUAGAAAGAUAUUAUAAAUUGGUAUCAACACACAAUAUCCCGUUCUUAGAUAAUUUAUACGUCUAGACAGAGCCUCUUGCUGCUAGACAACCGAUGAAAACAGGCCAGGCUUAUAACUUUAGUGUGCGUGACAAGCUGUUCACAUAUAUAUAUCUACAUUCGCAAUUUGUAUGUCAGUGUGCAUUGCUCAAAGUAGAGGCUAACAGUCAACCUCAAAUUUUUUCCCCAUGUUUUCACAGAUCCAAAGUCUAUUCUUAACGUAUAAAUGAUCUAAGACCCCGUUGGUAGUAUUAUAAUUUUUAGUUAGAAUAAAUGAAGAAUGAAUUAAAUGUUGUUUUAGGUCGGUAAAAAUUGUAAAUAUUUUGAAAUAAAACAAUUCCGCUGAUUCCAUAA
Molecule: messenger RNA, 8481 nt
Organism: Leptidea sinapis
Lineage: Eukaryota; Metazoa; Arthropoda; Insecta; Lepidoptera; Pieridae
Product: GPALPP motifs-containing protein 1
Exons: 6
Coding region: 344-2119 (591 amino acids)
Source: RefSeq, a predicted model, not a curated record